CUUUGCUCUUCUCUGGAAAAGGGUUGCUGGGCUGAGAUUUCAUCAUGUCUUUUCAACUUUCUGGUGGAUCCAGGCAGAUCUGCCCGGGAACUGGGACUGUCAGGCUGUCCGGUGGAGGGAUGGGCUUUGUGCCUGGGAAUGUGUGUGUUGGGCCGGGAGCAGGAGGCAGCUUUUCUUGCACUCUUGGAGGUGUUUCUUCUGGAGGGAGCUUUUGCAAUGAUGGUGGAGCAAUAGGAAGCAUUGGUUGCACUGGUUUUCUUGGAAAUGAAUCUGGUCUCCUCUCUGGAAAUGAGAAGGUGACCAUGCAGAACCUCAACGACCGCCUGGCAUCCUACCUGGACCACGUGCGUGCUCUGGAGCAGAUCAAUGCAGACCUAGAGCAGAAGAUCAAGGGCUGGUAUGAGAAAUUUGGGCCUGGCUGUUGCCGGGGACUUGAUUACGACCACAGCAGAUAUUUCUCAGUCAUUGAAGACCUGAAAAAACAGAUUAUUUCUGCAACUGCCUGUAAUGCCAGCAUUGUCCUACAAAAUGACAAUGCCAGACUGACCGCUGAUGACUUCAGAAUGAAAUAUGAAAAUGAGCUUGCUCUACACCAGAGUGUUGAAGCCGACACUAGUGGUCUUCGCAGAGUGUUGGAUGAGUUGACCCUUUUCACAACUGACUUGGAGAUGCAAUGUGAGACCCUCAGUGAGGAACUAACGUACCUCCAAAAAAACCAUGAGGAGGAAAUGGAAGUCCUACAAUGUGCAUCUGGAGGGAACGUGAAUGUGGAAAUGAAUGCAGCCCCAGGAGUGGACCUAACUGCUCUGUUGAACAACAUGAGGGCAGAGUAUGAGGAACUGGCUGAGCAGAACCGCAGAGAUGCUGAGGCCUGCUUUAAUGAGAAGAGUGCAUCACUGCAACAACAGAUUUCGGAUGGUGCCGGAGCAGUCACAGUAGCCAGAAAUGAGCUGACAGAACUGAAACGCAAUCUGCAGACCCUGGAAAUAGAACUUCAGUCCCUUGUGGCUCUGAAACAAUCCUAUGAAUGUUCCUUGGCUGAGACCGAAGGAAAUUACUGUUUUCAACUCCAACAAAUUCAGGAUCAGAUUGGGGUACGGGAGGAAAAUUUACAACAGAUCCGAACAGAAACAGAGGGCCAGAAGAUGGAGCAUGAACGGCUUCUCAAUAUCAAAACAUUUUUGGAAAAAGAGAUUGAAACAUAUUGCAACUUACUAGAUGGAGAAGAAAGAAAAAGCAAAUCCACAUGUUAUAAAUCAAAAGGAAGCAGGCCUAUAAAUUCUGGAAAUCAAAUCAAAGACUCAACAGAAGAAACAUUCAUCAAAACAGUAGUUGAAGAACUAGAUCAACUUGGGAAUGUCCUUUCACUGCGAGUCCACUCAGUUGAAGAAAAAUCCUCUAAAAUAAGCAACAUUACAGUGGAGCAACGAAUACCUUCUAAAGCAUCAUGAGGGAAAGUCAUUUUAAAAACAAAGCAA
Molecule: messenger RNA, 1478 nt
Organism: Castor canadensis (American beaver)
Lineage: Eukaryota; Metazoa; Chordata; Mammalia; Rodentia; Castoridae
Gene: Krt26
Product: keratin 26
Biological process (GO): epithelial cell differentiation; intermediate filament organization
Cellular component (GO): cytoskeleton
Molecular function (GO): structural molecule activity
Source: RefSeq, a predicted model, not a curated record